GAUCAUUCGGCAGAUCGGCACUCAGUAAUCGGCGCGCGCCGAGUCGGCCGCCACGUCUCUAAUAAGUGUAUCAAACAAUAUUACCACUAAAAAUAUAAUAAAAUUGUUUUGUAUAACAGAAUUUUGAUUAUGAUAAUGGCGCACGAAUACAAGAGAUUUGUGGUUAUAAAAAUAUUAAGCCAGAGAAAUGAUGACCUUGAACAAUAUGUAUGUAUACCGAGGACUUGGAUAAAGGUGAAAGACUGUGAUAAUGACGACGUGGUGUUUGGAUAUCCUUCCGAACAAAGAGAUAAUAUUGCAAGAGUCAUUAACCAAUCCUUGGAUAAAAGAUGGCCUACAUUGUUUGGCGAAGUGGUACAUGAUACGGAUUCUCAAGAAGACGCUUUUCUAGUACAGAAAAACAACAAUUCUGGAGAUGAACAUAAAACUGAAGAUCAGUCAGACAAUAGUAAACCAGAAAAUAAAAAAACAAAAAUUACUUCAGAAAAAGAAAAAUCAUCUUCGAAAAAAAUUAAACGCAAACAAACUGAUUCUGGCGACAAGACGCAAAACAAACAAGCUAAAGCCAAAAGAAGCAAAGAUGCUGAGAUUAAACUGCAAAUAUCAAAACUAAUGGAAAUGUUAGGUACUUGUAAAGAUAGUGAUCGACAUGAAUCGCCAUCCUCAAGUUCAUCAGGAGAAUCUGAAGCUGAAGAAUCUGAAGCUGAAAAAUCUGAAGCUGAAGAAUCUGAAAGUAUAUCUAAUGAUACGGAAAUAGAAGAUAAUGAUACUCCCACAACAUCAAGAAGGUCUGCUCGAGCUCAGUCGUCUAAGCCUGAUGGCUAUUACCGCCAUAUCGAUGAUUUUUCAGAUUCAGGUUCAGAUUACGUUCCUGGCUAUGAAUUAAAUUCAAAAAAUAAAUUGACUGUAAAAAAAGGAAGAUCUAAGAAAACGGUUUCUGAAAGUAAUCGAUCAAAUCAGUCUGAACCGUCUGACAAUAAUGAAAAUGACGAUGUGGACAUUUCGGACACAAACCUAUGUCAAAUUAAUGUCGAAGUUCAUAAUCAAUGCAGAAACUUUUGUACCGAGUUUAAUGAAUCAUAUAAAAAAACGAUGUCAAUUUUAGACAAUACAGUUAAUUACUUUCAACAAGUAAUAAAUGAAAAUGAAAAAAUAUCGAAGGAAUCAAGGAAGAAGUCGAAAGACGAUAGGGAAAGAUUCAAAAAUACUUCUGAAUCACAGCCACCGUUUGAUGCAUCUAGUUACAGUACUGGAGAUACUAAAUGGACUAUUCUAUAUCCAGGGCCGUGUCCAGGUCUUGUAGAACUUAUGCCACACACAGGUGUUUAUGUUUCCAAAGAAGGUCUCAUUAAAUGCCAAAAGACAAACCAAGAUGCUACAAAAUUGGCCAGAGCUCUGCUUGAAGAAAUUUUUAAAGUGGAAGCUUUAUUCGUUUGUUCUUUUACCGGUAGUGUUCCCAAACGUGGUAGCAAGAAUAACUUGGAGGCCAGGCCAGGUCUGGAUGUGAAUGCAAGAGAUACCUUGGUACGUUAUGCCGAAGAGUAUGGGUAUGAAAUGAAUAUGGGGUAUUUAGAUGUGGUGUCUAUUAUUAACAGCAUAAAAAACCAAUUACAAAAGUACCACAGCCUAAGUCCUGAGGAAAAAAAUGACUUACUUAAAAAACAAGCAAGCUUAAAAGUGAAAUUUAUGAAAUAGCGUAUUUUUUGUUAUCAUUGUUAUCUAGUGUUAGUGUAUUUUGUCCAUUUGUUGUGAAAAGAGUGUGAAACUGACUGAUUGUAGGUUCUUACCUAAUUGAA
Helicoverpa zea (corn earworm) is the source of this 1796-nucleotide messenger RNA. RefSeq lists its product as uncharacterized. The coding region runs from base 130 to 1695 and encodes 521 amino acids. Gene Ontology annotation, molecular function: DNA binding. The record is from RefSeq and is a predicted model, not a curated record. The transcript has 4 exons. Lineage: Eukaryota; Metazoa; Arthropoda; Insecta; Lepidoptera; Noctuidae.